Messenger RNA from Anastrepha obliqua, 4195 nucleotides. RefSeq lists its product as uncharacterized. NCBI's taxonomy places the organism in Eukaryota, Metazoa, Arthropoda, Insecta, Diptera, Tephritidae. The record is from RefSeq and is a predicted model, not a curated record. The coding region runs from base 773 to 3883 and encodes 1036 amino acids. Gene Ontology annotation, molecular function: 3'-5' exonuclease activity; nucleic acid binding. Gene Ontology annotation, biological process: nucleobase-containing compound metabolic process. The transcript is spliced from 10 exons.
GAGUAAUCGAAACAAGUGCCUUCUUCAAUGUGAAUAAUAAAAAUCAAAUUAAUUGCAAACAACAACUCAAAAUAACAAAAAUAAAAUACUAACGGCAUUAGCGAGAAUUUAAAUAACAACAGCGAACAGCAGCAACAACGAGCCAAUAAAAAAAAAAAAAUAAAAAUAAAAAAUAAGUAAAAUGAAAAUAUCAAUAUAGCAACAGUCGCAAAAAAGUAGAAUAAGCUUACCAAACAACAACGCAACGCAUUACUAUCUUCAGUUCAUACAUCAUUCAUAGUAUUCUCCUCAUAAAAAAGAAACAAAAACAAAUAUAAGCACCCAAAUUAAAAGAUAAAACACCGUUUGACGAAAGACGUGAAUUCUGUGAUAAACAGUGUUUCUCAAACUGCCUUAAUUUAAAGUAAAGAAAAGUAAAUAAAGACGAGAAGGAAAACAAAAGCAUACAAAAAAAGUGGAAAUAACGACAUACAUAAAUAAAAAUAAAAUAAAAGAAAAUAAAAUAAAAGAGGUUUACAAAUUUAUACAAACGUGCUUCCUUCGCUUGUCCUCAUAAUAAAUAUCGCGCAGUGAUAAUUUUUGCCGGUAAAUUUUGGUAUAAAACUAAAUUUCAAACCCAUUCAACUGUAAUAAUUAAAUAAAAAUACUCCAAAAAUAAGAAAGCAGCAAAAUAAAUUGUGAAACAAUAAAUAAAAAUAUUAAAUUAAAAAUAUAAAAUCAAACUAAAUCGAUUUAACUUUGUCUAACGUAAUACAACGAAAAUACUGUCAACAUGGACUCGCAGGGUUAUGAAAAUGCACGCAAUAUGACGUUGCUCUUCUUCCUUGAGCGCCUCAUGGAUAAGGGUGAGGCACGCACUGUUCACGAUUUGUCCUGUCAAUUUGGUAACAAGGAAUUCACCAAGGAAAUGCGUCAAAUUGCUGGCGGUAGUCAAUCGGGCUUGAAGAAGCUGCUUGCCCAGCAUCCAUCAAUCUUUGUUGUCGAUGGCGACUAUGUGAAGGUGAAUACCUAUCAGCACGCCUCAGAGGACGAUAGUGGCUUAGGCGGGCGGCGUGAUUACAUUAAAGAGGCUAAAGACUACUUUAAAAAUAAAAUGCUACAGUAUGGCAUUGGUGUGGAGGUGCCGGUGCGUAGCUUGCUGGGCCACCGCUCGCAGGCAUCGCCACAGGUGCGACACAUAUCAGGUCAGCAUAUAAAGGAAUUCACUGAGUUUCUGCAGAAGCAUACGGAUAUCUUUAAAGUGGUCGACGAUCACGUGAUGCUUGUGGGUUGCGAUGAUAUGACGGACAUACCGGCACAAGACCGUCUGCACUUGCCGCAAAGCAACAUUGAUACUAAAGCCACCCAGCAGAUGUUGGAUUUCUUUGCGCAAUGCAUCGAAACGAAGGGUCCCAUUUUAGUGGAUCGCUUAUUUCAUUUGUUGACAGCGCGCUUUCCGCAGGAGCAAUGGUUGCGCAUGUUCAAAACACCCAAUGAUCUCUCGACUUUUCUCAAGCUCUUCUCCGAUUGCUUUCACAUACAAGCCAAUCUAGUCACGCUGUUGCAGAAGCCACGGCUGAGUGAUUCGUAUAUACAGCAGGCACAGGCGCGUUCGCGCGAACAAUACAAUUCGCUGAACAACAACAUCAAUAAUGUAGAGUUCAAGAAUCAGUCGCCACCACCGGCAGCAGCGCAGCCAGCACUUAGCGCCAUACAACAGCGUUUGCAAUCGUCAGCGAUACGUAAUUUUGCGAGCAACAACAAUGCCUCAACGCCACAAAGUUUCAAUGGGAAUAACCUUAGCAACAACAACAACAACAAUUGCAAUAUUACAUCACCGAAUUUCAAGCUAAAUGCGCCCGUAUACAAUAUGUCGAGCCCAGCAACAACGACGGACAAUACGUCACAAUCACGUUCAGAGCCCAACUCGGGUUUUGACAGCUUCAUACAAAUGGCGGAUGUGCACUUGGAGAAUCUCUGCGAUCGCAAUUGCCCCAGUCCGAGCACUUGCUCCUCAUAUGGUCCGUCGGGCACGAAUAAUCAAAAUCCGUUGAGUGGUCAAAUCAAUUUGAAUUCACUGCAAAAUGCCGCCAUACCGACACAGGCACCCACAGAGCGCCUGAAUAGUCUGAAUCAGACAUUGAAGCAGCGCGUCAACAACUUGGUGAUACGGACAUUGGCCGAGAACUAUGAAAAAGACAAGCAAUCGCUGGCAAAUCAGGUUGGCGGUGCAUCUGUUGGUUAUAACCCCCAAAACUCCUCCUCCCAAUCAAGCCCCGUGCAUUCCAAUAACAUUAACGCCACCACCGCUGGUAGUGGCGCGGCAAACGCAAACUUAGCCUCAACUUCAACGGCGUCUUCUAAUAGCAACACAGCACAUUCACCUAGUCACAAUUACUUCAUCGGCGAUACCUGGAAGAUAAAAGUGCUGCAGAACACGACGGUCAUUGCUAAUGUGAAGCAUUCCAUGUUCGUCACUGAGGCGAUGCUGAAGUUUGCGCAGAACCAUCAGAGUAUAGUCAUUUCGCUGGACUUUGAAGGCAUCAAUUUGGGCGUAAAGGGUGAGAUAACUCUUAUUGAAAUCGGCACCACGCGCGGUGAGGCAUUCAUCUUUGACGUGCGCAGCUGUCCUGAGAUAAUCAGUGACGGUGGUUUGAAGACCCUAUUGGAACAUGAUAAUGUCAUCAAGGUCAUACACGACUGCCGCAACGAUGCGGCGAAUUUAUAUCUACAGUUUGGCAUACUUUUACGGAAUGUCUUCGAUACGCAGGCCGCGUAUGCCAUUGUGCAGUAUCAGGAGACGGGCAAGCAGGUAUACAAGGCGAAAUAUAUCUCGCUGAAUACACUCUGCGAACAGUAUAACGCCCCAAUUAAUCCGAUUAAGGAGCAACUCAAGCAGAUUUACCGCCGCGAUCAAAAGUAUUGGGCCAAGCGGCCACUGUCACGUGAUAUGUUGCUCUAUGCGGCCGGUGAUGUGCUAGUCUUAAUCAACGAUCAACUCUACGGCAAUCUGGCGAGACAAAUUAAACCGGAGAAUCGUCAGCUUUUCUCUGAGCUAUGCACUGAGCAAAUACUCAUACAAAUCAAACCAAAUGAGGUGAAGACACGCAAGAAGCAGCGCAAAGUAACCACUGAGGUGGCUGACCUCAAGCAGAAACUGGAGCAGUCUAACAAGAGUAUAGUGCUAUCGAAUCGCGAAAUUCGCUUAUUGCGCUACAUGGACUUGACCGAGGAGGAAAAAGACCGUUUGAAGCGCAAUAACAAUAAAUUAGCAAAGAAGUUUGAAAAGAUGGAAUCGGCGGGCAAUCAAACUAGAGAUCAAAGUGAUUCCGAGGAUGAUCAGGAACCCACUGAAAACGAUAACUUCCCAAGUCUUGACUCAGUGCCAUCAGAUAACUCAUUGACCGGCACAUUUUCGCCACGCUUCAAUUCUGAGCCACCCAGUUUAGCAGAGUCUAUGCAAAUGAUGGAUGAAAUCUUGUCAGAUCAGUUAAUGGAUCGGGUGCUGAAACUGGACAAACUGGAAGCGAUAUUGUCGGCUGUUACACAAAUGCCAAACGACCAAAUCAUAACUUCCAAUACAGCGCAGGAUCUAUUGGGAUCAAACAUAUCCGCUACCGAUAAUGUACAAAUUGUACGCGAGAAGAUCAAAAAUGCUAAAAACUGUAACUGUAACUGUGAACGCAGCAUUACGCCAACUAUGCGUUUAGUGACCAAUGAGAAGAAGGCUUUGAAAUUGGUCGACGCAGCAUCACAAACUCUUAGUACGGGCGAUAUUGUAAUAACAAAGAUCUUCUUCCAAGAUGAGCAGGGCAAACAGAAGGAAAAAGUGCUGACUUCAUCGCCAAAACGCAUCGGAGGUGGUUCAACAGCGACGGCGACAGCGACAGCGACGACAUCCUGAAUGCAGAAGAAUACAACCAAACGAGCUGCGAAUUUUUCUACUUGUAUUUAUCAAAAAAAUAACUAAGCAAACGUGAACGUGGCAGCUAAUAACGGAGCGAUAAUGUUGGGCAAUAACUGAGCAAACAUAUCGAAAUUCAUGUAACUCACCUACGUGGAUACACACACAUACUUACAUAUAAACAUAUGCAAUAUAUUCAAAAUAUUCAAAAAUUGUACUAAGUACUAAGCGUAAAGUGUUGCAAACCUACAACUACUUGUCUAAGUGAGUGUUGGUCUAGACUUGGACCGACUGCCACUUCUGCUACAACAA